Molecule: messenger RNA, 2213 nt
Organism: Camarhynchus parvulus
Lineage: Eukaryota; Metazoa; Chordata; Aves; Passeriformes; Thraupidae
Cellular component (GO): nucleus
Source: RefSeq, a predicted model, not a curated record
CCGGCGCUCGGAGGAAAUGAAGGCGAGUUCCGCCGAGGCGGGAGCCAUUACCCGCCGCCGGACCUGAGCCCCCCCUCCCGCCGCCGCCGGGGCCCCGCUCCGCGCCCCCCGCGCCCCGCACGCCCGUCCCGGCGCAGGUGCCCUCGAGCCGGGCGAGGCGAUGCGGUGCGCCCGUGCCGCGUGCUGUGCCGAAGCGGCUCUUUAGAUCCUCCCCGGCCCAAGCCUCCCCUGCCAUGGAUGCCUCCGGGGCUCUUGCUUCGGCUCCCUCCUCCGCGGCUCCCUCGGGCUCCCGCAGCCCCAUGUUCCCCCCAGGAGCCGACAGAGAGGAGUGGGGACCGAGGUUCAAUUGUGCCCCUUCCACCUCUGCCGCAGCCUCGCAGGCGAUGCCAGCGUCUGGCCGGAAGAGGAAGGCCAACUUCUCCAAUGACGAGACCGAGACGCUGGUCUGGAAUGUGGUCCGGCAUUUCAGCGCCCUGUACGGGUCCGAGGCCCUGCGGGCUCACCCCGUGCGGCGGAAGCAGCUCUGGACCCAAAUCCAAAGCCGCGUCAACUUCCUGGGCUACACCGAGCGCUCCAUCGACGACCUCAAGCACAAGUGGCGCGACCUGCGGCUGGACGUCAAGAAGAAAAUCACCUCCAAGAAGCACCUGCCCAUGAACCGCGCCGGGGGGCCGCUCCACAAGCCGCGCCUCACGCCCCUGGAGAAGAUGGUGGCUUCCACCUUCCUGCAGGCCAGCCACGACUCGGAGCCCGAGAUCAUCCUGGACCCAGCUGAGGCCACAUCCUCUGUGUCCCACAGAUCUGUUCUUCCCCGGCGUGCGUCCAAGCAGCCCUUCAUGCACCUGCAGCCCGGCGUGAGCCACCCCAGCAUCUACAUCGACACCAACGGGCAGCCCUCGGCCCUGCCCGACGUGGAGGGCUCGGCCGCGCCGCGCCUGCCGGGACAGAGCCCCGACCCCGCCGGCGGCUGCGAGUACCGAGCAGACGGGCAGGGCGGCUCCGCCGAGUCGGGACCGGAGCUGCGCACUCCAGACGCGUCGGCCAUCUCCCCGUCCCUGCGAAACGAGUCCCUGGUCUCCUACGCCUCCAUGUCGGAGGAGGAGGAACGGGAAGGCCGGGAGGUGGAGAGGGGCCACGGUGGGGCCGCGGGGAUGCAGCCGGGGCCCGAGGCCCCCAUGUCAGCGGAGGAGGACAUGAAACUGUCCCGCCAGGCCAUGCUGAUCCGCCGGUGCAGCUCCCAGGGCUCCGUCACUUCCCUGCCCGAGGACUCCCUCAACCCCGCGGACGCUCACUCGGACUGGGGGCACGAGGGCGUGUCCGACCUGCCCGCCCUGGGCCGCGGGCUCGACUCGGCGCAUCCCGAGGAGCAGGCGGGCGGCCCGGGCCCGGAGAUGGGCGCCUUGCCCAGGGUACUGAUGGGGCCCACCUGGGAGAAGGCUCCGGCGGAGGAGGAGCCCCCGGCCCGCUCCCCGCUGCACGGCGCCCUGACCGAGGAGUCGCUGCCCUCCUCCGCCUCCCCGCCCGGAGACGCCCCGGCCGCCGCCCGGCCCGCCCGCGGGCUGGGCUGCUCCCCGCCUGCGCGAGACCGCCGCGAGAGCUGGAGGACUAGCAUCCAUCACCUGCUCGACCUGGAGGAGCAGUGGGACCAGCUGUACCACCAGGAGCUGGCCAUGUGGCAGGAGGAACGGGCCACCCAGCGCGGACGGGCCCGCGACCGGGAGCUGCAGUUCCGCCUGCUCGGCGUCCUCACGGACAUCCGCGGCGAGCUGCGCUACCUGCGCCAGGAAGCGCGCCGCCGCCCGCCAGAGCCCGGCCCCGCCGCCCCGAGCCCGCCCGCGGCCCCAGCCCGCUCCUCGAGCAGCCCAAAGCCGAGCCCAGCUUCCCCGAGCCGCCCGGCGGGGCGCCGCCUGGGCAGACACCGCCGUGCCCAGCCGGAGCCCUUUUCGCUAGGGACGGGCGGGAGCCGCUCCGCCACGGACACCGAGUGCCCGCGGCCGCCCCGGGGACGGCGUGGCGGUGACGCGGCGGCACCCGGACGGAUCCCCGAGAAGGGGCGGAGGGCGCGGGCGGCCGGGCGCUGCCCCGGCGGGCUCCGAGCGCUCGGGGCGGGUCCCCGCGGGUCUGAGGCACGGCAGCACCCCGAGGUGACGCCGCCGGGCCCGCGGGGGACGCGUGUGACAGCGCGGCCUGGCCUGACGGCGCCAGUCCAGUAG